AUGAGAUUAGCCGUGGUCGUGAUUGCCUGCGUAUUGGCGACUGCCUACGCCCAAACUACCGCAAGGGCAUUCAGCAAUUUCGGGUUCAAUCAACCAGGACAAUACAACCCCUACUCCAAUCGUUAUCAGAACCGCUACCAAAACCAAUACCAGAACCCGUUCCAGAACCAGUACCAGAAUCAGUACCAGAACCAGUUCCGCAAUCCUUACCAGAACUACAAACCUUUCGUCUCAUCCACUACAGCUGCUCCCAGACGUCCAGUUGAGUCAGUAACUGUUACACCCGCUCCCGUUGUUUCUUCUACAGCUGCUCCAGCUGCUCCCUCUCCAUCCCCUGUAUCUUUCGCCCCAGUAGUUGCCAACAGGGCUGUAUCCGACUCGCGAUAUGCUAACAUCCUCAAAUACGGCAAUGAGAUCAACCCUGACGGUUCUUUCAGCUACUACUACGAGACCGACAAUGGCAUCGCGGCCCAGGCACAAGGAACACCUCGUAACUUCGGUGGCAACCCACCCGUGAUUCCCGAUGUUAUUGAGGGCUCCUUCUCAUGGGUUUCUCCCGAAGGUCAACCGAUCGGUAUCUCAUACGUAGCUGAUGAGAACGGAUAUCAGCCUAAGGGUGAUGCCAUCCCCCAGCCACCUGAAAUUCCUCCCCAGAUUGCUCGCGCUCUGGACUACAUCGCCAAAUACGGCCCACAAAAUUAA
This is a messenger RNA of Parnassius mnemosyne (clouded apollo), 702 nucleotides long. The record is from the annotation of a GenBank genome assembly. NCBI's taxonomy places the organism in Eukaryota, Metazoa, Arthropoda, Insecta, Lepidoptera, Papilionidae.